UCAUACAAGAUCAAAACACUGUGAAAGAGGCUGCAAAGCCAAGCAACGAAGGAUAGGAUUUGUAGCGUUCGAGCAGCCACAUAUCCGAAACAGCGAAACUUUGAAAUGGCGACAGCAGUAUCAUCAUCAUCCUUCAUGGCAGUGGCAGCCACCGCCAUUUUGAUUUCACGUGUCCCCGUAGUCAUUAGAACCACCCGUUGCUUUGCCUUGCCGCCCCUCCCUCCUCGCGUCUCCACCUCUUCCUUUUCCUCUUCCGUCAAGCUAAUUCCAGAAUCCAGGAGGUUUUCUCUGUUCCAAACAAAAGCCUCAGAUGAACCCUCUAUUGAAGCUGGGGAUCUUGUCACUGACUUGAAGGAAAAGUGGGAUAAAGUUGAGAACAAGUCCACAGUUCUUCUUUAUGGUGGCGGUGCAAUUGUUGCAGUUUGGGUAUCAUCCAUUCUUGUUAGUGCCAUUAACUCGGUCCCUUUGCUUCCAAAGAUAAUGGAGUUGGUAGGACUUGGAUAUACAGGAUGGUUUGUCUACAGAUACCUUCUCUUCAAGUCAAGCAGGAAAGAACUAGCAACGGAUAUUGAGGCACUGAAGAAGAAGAUUGCCGGAAUCGAGUAGACUCACAAGAUUGGCAUGCUUAGUAAUUUGUGAGCAUUUUCGUUUUGGUCCCUUUGUACACUGUGAAAGAGACAUCCGUUUCCUGUAAUUGGAUGAUUGCCUUGUAUGAAUUCUUGGUUGCUCUGUUCAUUGAAUAAUGCUUUAUAUAUAUAUAAGCCAUGAUGUGGAGAAAGCAACCCUUUUCUUCCAUUCAAAUAUACAUUGAAUUUGACGGUGUAUUAAA
This is a messenger RNA of Durio zibethinus, 829 nucleotides long. Its product is annotated as protein CURVATURE THYLAKOID 1A, chloroplastic-like. The record is from RefSeq and is a predicted model, not a curated record. Lineage: Eukaryota; Viridiplantae; Streptophyta; Magnoliopsida; Malvales; Malvaceae. Gene Ontology annotation, cellular component: chloroplast thylakoid membrane; thylakoid.